AUGAAUAGCAGCGUAACUGAGUUCAUUCUGUUUGGGUUGACACAGGAUACUGGAAAACAGAAGACAAUAUUUGGUAUCUUCCUGAUUCUUUACCUUGCAACUCUGUUGGGAAACUUUCUCAUCGUAGUGACUAUUAAAACCAGCCAGGCCCUUGCAAGCCCCAUGUAUUAUUUUCUAUUCUACCUUUCAUUUGCUGAUGCUUGCUUCUCUACAACCACGGCCCCAAGACUGAUCGUGGACGCCCUUUCUCAGAAAAAGAUCAUCUCCUAUAAUGAGUGCAUGACUCAGGUCUUUGCAGCCCAUUUCUUCGGAUGCAUGGAGAUUUUUGUGCUCAUCCUCAUGGCCUUCGAUCGUUAUGUAGCCAUCUGUAGGCCCCUGAGAUACACAGUCAUCAUGAACCAGCGGGUCUGUGGUGUGCUGGUAAUACUGGCCUGGCUGGGAUCUUGCAUCCAUUCUUCAGCACAGAUUUUCCUAGCUUUGAGGUUGCCUUUCUGUGGCCCAAAUGUAAUCGAUCACUAUUUCUGUGAUUUGCAGCCUUUGUUAAAGCUUGCCUGCAUGGAUACAUAUGUGGUAAAUCUGCUGGUUGUAUUGAAUAGUGGGGCCAUAUGCAUGGUGAGUUUCCUGGUCCUGCUCAUCUCCUAUGUUGUCAUCUUACACUCUCUGAGAAACCACAGCACAGAAGGGAAGCGAAAAGCACUUUCCACAUGUACAUCCCACUUUAUCGUGGUUGUUAUCUUUUUUGUUCCAUGCAUAUUUAUUUACACACGUCCACCAACCACUUUUCCAAUAGACAAGAUGGUGGCUGUGUUUUAUACAAUCGGGACACCCUUACUUAACCCUCUGAUCUAUACGCUGAGGAAUGCAGAAGUGAAAACUGCCAUGAGAAAAUUGUUGUGUAGAAAAGUAUAA
Ochotona curzoniae (black-lipped pika) is the source of this 909-nucleotide messenger RNA. RefSeq names its product olfactory receptor 4C11-like. Gene Ontology annotation, biological process: G protein-coupled receptor signaling pathway. Lineage: Eukaryota; Metazoa; Chordata; Mammalia; Lagomorpha; Ochotonidae. The coding region runs from base 1 to 909 and encodes 302 amino acids. Gene Ontology annotation, molecular function: olfactory receptor activity; G protein-coupled receptor activity. The record is from RefSeq and is a predicted model, not a curated record. Gene Ontology annotation, cellular component: membrane. The transcript has a single exon.